AAUUUAUCCGUUUUUGUUUAUUUUUUUGCCAAGGGUUUUGGUUAGACUGCGUUAAGAUGUCGGGUCGCGGAAAACAAGGUGGCAAGGCUCGUGCCAAGGCUAAGACCCGUUCCUCGAGGGCUGGUCUUCAGUUUCCUGUGGGCCGUGUGCACCGCCUGCUCCGCAAGGGCAACUACUCUGAGCGAGUGGGGGCCGGUGCGCCGGUGUACUUAGCCGCGGUGCUGGAGUAUUUGACCGCCGAAAUCUUGGAGUUAGCGGGCAACGCGGCCCGUGACAACAAGAAGACGCGCAUCAUUCCGCGCCACCUCCAGCUGGCUAUUCGCAACGAUGAGGAGCUGAACAAACUGCUGGGGAAAGUGACCAUCGCGCAGGGUGGCGUUCUCCCCAACAUCCAGGCUGUACUGUUGCCCAAAAAGACCGAAAGUCACCACAAGGCCAAGGGCAAGUAAAACGGAGUGUUAAACGGCUAGAUCUCUCAGGAGUCAAUUUUAACUAAAGGCUCUUUUUAGAGCCACCCACAUCUUCAGUAAAAGGGCUUACACUUCCUUAUUUAAGGAGCUGGUUGAAAAUGAUCUUUAGUGUCAUUUGUCAACCUAAAAAGUAAAUAUCAGUACUUGAAAACUGUUCAGAAAGGCGAAACUAUCCGUCAAAUUUUAAAGUUGUCCUAAAAAGUUUUCAUGAAAGUAAAAAGGAUAGAGACUUUGUGUCAGAGGUAGUUCAAUUCAAUCAAGGUAGCGGACUUUCAGGACCAACCGUGAGGAAAAGAUCAUAGAAAAAAUAAUGCUCGUCAAUGUCAAAUUUAGAUGCAAAUCUGCUUGGUAACCUAUAGAACAAUAAAAUCGCACCUUUUGUGCU
Molecule: messenger RNA, 855 nt
Organism: Equus caballus (horse)
Lineage: Eukaryota; Metazoa; Chordata; Mammalia; Perissodactyla; Equidae
Gene: H2AC7
Product: H2A clustered histone 7
Biological process (GO): heterochromatin formation
Cellular component (GO): nucleosome; chromatin
Molecular function (GO): protein heterodimerization activity; structural constituent of chromatin; DNA binding
Source: RefSeq, a predicted model, not a curated record